Molecule: messenger RNA, 2305 nt
Organism: Asterias rubens (European starfish)
Lineage: Eukaryota; Metazoa; Echinodermata; Asteroidea; Forcipulatida; Asteriidae
Product: carbohydrate sulfotransferase 11-like
Exons: 2
Coding region: 61-1056 (331 amino acids)
Biological process (GO): carbohydrate biosynthetic process
Cellular component (GO): membrane
Molecular function (GO): sulfotransferase activity
Source: RefSeq, a predicted model, not a curated record
GGUCAUGCAUGUCGUUCUCAGAUUGUGUACGGUGUAGUCAUGGUAGUUGCGGAAUGAAAGAUGUUUCGCAGGCGUUUUCUCUGUAGAAGGAUACUUUUCUGUCAUGGAUUUGCCGCACUUGUGUUCACAGUAUUGCUGUUAUCAUCCAGCUUGCUGUCCGAUGGGACGCCGUCAACUAAUUCAUCAGUUUGGAAAUCAAUCCAGCGAGUCUGGAAAUCCAAGGAACAUUGGAAGAUUGAGAUGUCAGCACGGCAGAAGUCACGUCUCCAGCUUUUCAGUCACCAUUGUAAGAAAUCCCUCAACCUUCAACCGUACCGGGACCCCGCUCAAAAGCAUCGUGUAUUGUUACGAUACCGCGACCAAUACCAACACACGUAUGUUGACGAUGACUCGCGUCUAAUGGUCAGCACAGUGCCACUGUCCGGAUCGAGUAAUUGGCAUGAGGUCUUUCAAUUACUAGGGAAAAAACAGACAACCUCCGAGGUUCGAAAGUCUAGUGCUCUCGUCUCCCGCUCUCAAAAAGAGUUCUUAAACAUCAUGGAUUUGUACACGAAGGCUAUUUUUGUUCGUAAUCCCCUGACCAGACUAGUCGCUGUCUACCGAGAGAUGCUGAAUUCCGAUGCUCUUACACCGGAUUCUAAGAUCUAUAAAGAUGAAAUGGCAAGGAUCGUUAGGAUGUCGCGAGGCCCAAGUGUUAAGGAUACUGAUGUGAGAUCAAUCAACGCAACAAUCGAGGAGUUCGGACGAUUUGUCGUCGAUAAACACCACCAAGACAGCAGCCUUUGGAUGCCGCUCUCACAGAAAUACAACCCCUGUCUCUUUCGUUUUGAUUUUAUCGGCAAGUUCGAGACGGCAUACGACGAUGUUACAUAUCUACUAAAACUAGCCGAAUUGGAGUCCACAAUGAUUCAACAAAAACUGAAACUGAAGAAAUGGAACACUAGUCAGAUUUAUAAUUUGACGGAGUUUUACUCCCAGUUGCCAAGUGACAUUUUCCAGAAGUUGGUGGCCAAAUACGAUGCCGACUUUAAAUUAUUUGAUUACAGAAGACCUUAGAAUAAAUUGUAAAUUUAAAUUCACAAACUCACAAAUUAACUGAACCUAAUUAUUAACAGAUUUUUUUAUUUUUGUACUGUAAGUAAUUGUUAAUUAUUCGCCAUAGUUUGCUGUGACUUAAUAUUUGUUCUAAAGUGUUUAUUUAUUCAGACUAAUGUAACAACUCGACAUGAAAGGUUGUCUUGUGUUUGUUCUAAGACUACCAGUAUUCUCCCAAGCCCUUAAACAGUUGUCCGCUGGCCAAAUGCCAGUUCAAACAUACAAGCAACAGCUAAACUUCACUCCAAGUGGUCUUGCUGGCUUAUUCAGUGUUAAAAAGCAUUUGAAAUGAUAACUAGUGCCAAAAAGCCGACUGACUUGUGAAAUGACAAGCUACAUUUUUUUAAACUGGCCCUGCUGGCAGGUAGCUGAAAAAGUUCAGGCCAAACGCUGCAAAUACUUUUAUCGGCAGAAUAAACAAUUAUAGAUGCUCCACUUGCCACCAGGGAGCAUUCAAUUAUUCAUAUUUUCUAUUUUUCUACCUCUAUUUUAAACUCAUUUCUAAUGUAUUAACUUUGACCACAAAUAAAUAACUAAUUUUUAAUCCCACACAAUAAGGUUUCAAAGCGUUUUAUUUGAUCACACCAGGGCGGAGGAUAAUAAAGUACAUCGAUAAGACAAUAAAAUGUAGAGAUUGGGUGCAAACAUUUUGGUUAAAUCUUGCAAGCAGAAAUGAAGAGUUAAAGGUAAAUUUAGGAAAAGGAAAGAGGGUUACAAGUCAAUUCAAUAUUGUUGGAGCUACCCCAAAAUAUUCAACUAGUUCUUGCAGAAAAUUAAAAUUCUGACGUCGUUUAAAUUGUAGUGAGUGACGCAAGUCUAUUACAUGGUGAAAGGGUGACUGUUCCAUAUUCUCACACAUCUAUGUUCCGAAACCCCCCCUGAUGAUUUAAAACAGAACCCGUGACAAAACACAGGGGUGUCGGAACAAAGGAGUAGUCUUGAGCCAAUGGUUUUGGUGUAUAUACAACUUGACAAGUGAAAUGUACAAUUGUAAAACUAACACACUUGAAGUACAGAUUAAACUAUCAUUUUAACAUACCAUUGGAAAUCCUUUCUUAAACAUUUUGAACUUUUUUUGUGUGUGCACCAAAAAACUGAACAAGGCGUCUUUCAAAAUACUCUUGGUGCUUAAAUCUCAUACCUUUUCAAUUCUCUUUCAAAAAAACGUUUUUCACUACACAAAAUUCACAUGGCUGAAAAGAUAAACCAG